This is a messenger RNA of Nasonia vitripennis (jewel wasp), 1091 nucleotides long. RefSeq names its product transcription factor MafK (gene maf-S). The record is from RefSeq and is a predicted model, not a curated record. Gene Ontology annotation, cellular component: nucleus. Gene Ontology annotation, molecular function: RNA polymerase II cis-regulatory region sequence-specific DNA binding; DNA-binding transcription factor activity, RNA polymerase II-specific. Gene Ontology annotation, biological process: regulation of transcription by RNA polymerase II. Lineage: Eukaryota; Metazoa; Arthropoda; Insecta; Hymenoptera; Pteromalidae. The coding region runs from base 344 to 736 and encodes 130 amino acids. The transcript is spliced from 2 exons.
CGGCCCGACCUUCAGACACUGUGCUCAGUAUCGUGUCAAAUAAAAUACAUCUUAGGCCAUAAUCAGCCAACGCUUAUUUUAAUAUUGCUCUCGCGCGAAGGUCAAUGUUUUCGGGAAAGCACGUAGGUACAUACGUGCAACCCAAUAUGGCGGCUAUGUGCGAGCGUGGUAGGUACGUGGACUGUGGACUGUGGAGCGUCGAGCGAGCCGCCUGCGCAUACAACGGAGAUCCGAACAUGACUAAGCAUAUUUGUUGCUGGGAAAGCGUAAAACGCAGGGAAAAACUGACCAACCUCUCUGUUACUGGCGUCGGAACUUGAGGCACUUUUUCGAAUGAAAAAGGAUGGAUGGUAAAAGGUCUAUGAAAAUGGAUCCUUUAUCGCCUGGGCCUUGCCUUGACAUAAGUGAUGAUGAGCUCGUCACAAUUUCAGUGAGAGAUUUAAACCGACAGCUCAAGAUGCGUGGAUUGUCACGCGAAGAAAUCAUUCGUAUGAAACAGCGCAGGCGAACUCUCAAGAAUAGAGGUUAUGCUGCAAGUUGUCGCAUUAAACGGAUCGAGCAGAAGGACGAAUUGGAAUCUGAAAAGACGCAAGAGUACAGAGACAUGGAGGCCAUGCAGGAAGAUAAUAACAGAAUGCGCGAUGAAAUAGAGUCGUAUCAUUCAAAGUAUAUGGCCUUGAAGAAAUUCGCUGCUGAGAAAAAAAUUCACAUUCCUCCAGAAUUGGAAACUAUGUAACAGUUUGUCAUCAAACAUUUAUUUCCCUCUAUUUUCAUCCGAUUCAAAGCUGCAAUGGACAAAGUUGCUUUCAUUCCUAAUACUUAUUUUCAUUCACAAUCUACAAUCACAAUACUCUUAGAUCAAGUUUACCAUCUGUUCUUUACAACCCAUGUUCUUCAAAGUAUUAAAGUAAUCAACGUUUUUUUUAGGCUUUUUGAAAAUUUUCUAUAUUUUAAGGUAAAAUUAUUUGUAAAAAUAAGUUAUAACAUUGUAUAUUACAGGUAUUUUAUACAAAACUCUUGCCGCUGAUGUAGUUGUUAUGUCAAUGACACGCUAUUCUCAAAAUACAAUAAAUAUAUCAAUUGGCUUACUA